Messenger RNA from Phragmites australis (common reed), 3607 nucleotides. RefSeq lists its product as uncharacterized. Bases 707 to 3388 code for a protein of 893 amino acids. The transcript is spliced from 3 exons. The record is from RefSeq and is a predicted model, not a curated record. Lineage: Eukaryota; Viridiplantae; Streptophyta; Magnoliopsida; Poales; Poaceae.
UGUUGCCAAGGGGGCCAGGGAGGCAGGGAGGGAAGACGUGGGAGGCGAAACGCCCGGAAUUUGGUUUUGGAGGGAAAUCACGCGCGAUUUCCCUCUCCCACCAAAACCUCCCAUAUCUGCUUCAAACGCGGCGAGAGAUCGGAGACUGAAGCGGCGCACGAACAAGGCUGAUAGCCCAAGCACCGCGCGCCUAGAUUCCCUGUCCCUUCCGCCCGCCGCCCUCCGCGCGCGCAGCGAGGAGCGGGCGGUCUCCGCCUCCGCCGUCGCCGUCGAACGCACGUCCACGCGCUGUGAGAAGCAUCCGGCCUCCGCCUCGGCCUGCGGCCUGCCAUCGCCGUCACUGUCGACUGCACGGUUCUCAGCUCCUGAUCUUUGUGGUCCUCUCCCUUUACUCCGUGAAUUUCGUGUGGUUCUGGUUUUUUGGAGCACGCCUCCUUAACAAAAUGCCGUGGCCAGAAUCUGGAAACAGUAUCGUUUUGUUCGGGUUUAUCGUGGCGCUUGUUCCAUUUGGUUGUAAGUUCUCGUGGUGAUCACACUGGGUUUAAUCAGAGAAGUGGUGACCUACAUGAUUUGAUGACACUUGGGGGCAAAGGGUGUGCGUUAGAGGAGCUAGCCUCUCAGGAGCUUGAUGAAAACAAACCAUAAAAUUUGCUGUUGGAGUACUCCACAAGAUUGACAGCUAAUUCCUCGUCCUCAGUUCAUCACAAUGGAAUGCAACAAGGAAGAAGCUUCAAGAGCUAAAGAACUUGCUGCAAUAAAGCUGCAACAAGCAGACUAUGUUGGUGCCAAAAGAAUUGCUCUCAAGGCUCAACAGCUUUUCCCUGGCCUUGAAAAUAUUUCUCAGCUGCUAACUGUCUGUGAAGUUCAUUUCUGUGCUGCUGUUAAGAUCAAUGGGGAGACUGACUGGUAUGGAGUUCUUCAAGUAGAAACAACUGCAGAUGACAUGUUUAUCAAGAAACAGUACCGCAAACUUGCUCUCUUACUUCAUCCAGAUAAGAACAAGUUUACGGGUGCUGAAGCUGCUUUUAAGCUAAUUGGAGAAGCUCACAUGAUACUGACAGACCAAGUAAAACGCUCGUUUCAUGACUCAAAGAGGAAAUCGGUUAUCGCAAGUUCUGCUUCUUUACCAAAGAAGCGCGGACAGUCAUCAAAGAAAACUGAUCAUGUUGCUAACAGGGCCAACAAAGCGAACAUUGAUUCCCCGGAACGCAAGAACAAACCACAACAGCAGGCAGGAUGCUUUGCUGGAUAUUCAACUUUCUGGGCCAUUUGCUUGGCUUGUGGAACAAAAUUCCAGUAUCCAUAUACUUUGUUGAUGAAAGUUCUACUGUGUCAGAUCUGUUCCAGGAGUUUCCUUGCCUAUGAUUUGUCUCAGAAACCUUCUGUCCGAGUGGAAACAUCGCAUCCAUGUAGUGGAUUCCGGAUGCAGCAGCAAAUGGUCCCUCCGAGUCAACAGGGCCAUGUCACUGAUCAACAGAGCAACUAUCAGCGUGUCCCUGGUCAGCAAAAUCAUGUCACCAGUAAUCAAAUUCCUGUCAGUGGAUUUGGGAUGCAACAAAAAACGUCCCCUCCGAGUCAACAAGGCCAUGCCACCUAUAAACAACACGACUAUCAGCGUGUCCCUGGUCAGCAAAAUCCUGUCACCGGUAAACAAACUCCUGUCACUGGAUUUGGGGUGCAACAACAAAUGUUUCCUCCGAGUCAACAAGCCCAUGCCAUCAAUCAACAACAUAACCAUCAGCGUGUCCCUGGUCAGCAAAAUUCUGUCACCGGUCAUCAAACUCCUGUCAUUCACCAGCAACAGCAGUCUUGGAAUGUUUCUGAUAAGCAAACUCCUGCCAUUGACCAGCAACAACAUUCUCUCAAAUUCUUCAAUUCAGGAUCAAAGAAUAUUGCAAAUUCUCAGGGUGCAGGUGGUCCUAACAAUAAGGGAACUGCAAGCAGUAAUGUUACAGUUGAAGCUGAGGUUUGCAAUAGCACAAAGGUUGCACGGCCGUCAUUCAAUGAAGUGAAUGUUGAAGAUAGACCUAAACCACCACUUGUGAAUUCUGAUAAAGUUUCGCUAGUAGACAAGCAAAAAAGAGGAAGGGACGUAGCAACAGGAUCCAGUUAUCCUGUCGCCCUAGAUGGUAGCCAGAUUGCUAUGAAAGUUGUGAUUACUGCGGUUGGUGCAUAUAAAAUAUCUGGGCAGAAUCCUCAGAGAACAAGCCUGCAGGGUAAAAACAUCGGUGAAGAUGGGCCAGAUAGCUGUAGAGGCAGUGAUCAAAUUCCUGAUUCUCCUGCAAAACAAAGAAUAAGAAAAGGAUACGCUUCCUGUAAUGCUGGCAAAAGUGGUGAUGCAACAGAUAAUGGAAGUUCUAAUACGGACAGCCAACAAAAAUGUCGUAUUCCAAACACAGAAAAUACUCCAAAUGAAAAUGGAGAAGUGAUCAACGGCUUAGAUCAUGAUGAGAUACAAGAAACAAGAAAAGAAGAGGAAAUGCCUCGUUCUGGAAGUGAUGCUACUGCCAGAUCUGUGGACAAUAUUCCCUGCAACAUUUCGGUUUCAUGCCCAGAUUGGGACUUUUACGACUUUCAGAAAAACAGGGAUGCAGAGCGAUUCAGAGUUGAUCAAAUAUGGGCAAUUUAUGAUGAUCAUGAUUGCAUGCCGAGGUACUAUGCUCGAAUUAAGCAGGUUUACUCUCCAAACUUCAUGUUGCGGUUCACAUGGCUAGAGCUUGAUCCUUCGAACGAUGCUGAAAAGGCAUGGUCUUCUAAGGAGCUGCCUGUUGCUUGUGGAAAUUUUAGAGUUGGUAAAACACAUUUGACUGAAGAUAUUAAUAUGUUUUCUCAUGUUGUUUCUUGGACAAAAGGGAGGAAGAGGAACAUCUAUGAGAUUUAUCCAAGGAAGGGUGAAGUGUGGGCCCUUUUCAAGGGAUGGGGCAUGAGCUGGUGUUCAGAUUCCAAUGAUCAUAGGAACUACAAUUAUGAUGUUGUUGAGAUCACCUCGGACUUUGCUAGGGGUACAAGCACUUAUGUGACUCCGUUGGAAAAGAUUAAAGGUUUUGUCAGCGUAUUUGUUCGAUCAAACAAUGAAGGACCAUUUCUGAUAGCUGAUGGUGACACACCUAGGUUCUCACACAACAUACCCUUUCACAAGUUGGCAGGAACUGCAAGCCAACGUAUCCCAAAUGGUGCUCUUGAGCUGGAUCCUGCAUCGCUACCUUCUGACUUGGAGAAAGCGUUUAAUUCUGUCGACCUUGACAGCAGUUCUGUGAGCACUAGGGGCGGUAAUGUUUCUGAAGAUGUUUUGUCUACUAGAAGCUCUAGUAGUGGUGAAAUGGCAUUUGGGAAAACCAAACUGAGUCAGGACGGUACUGCUACAUAUGUGCAGGAUGGGGUUGUUUGAAAUGAAAGAUAGUAGAUCGACAGAACGGAGUAGAGAGUGAAAUUCUUAUAUCAUUAAUGAACAGUGUUUACAUAUAUAUACAAGUUCGAGGGUUAUGAAUUAUGUCCGUUCGGGUGGAACGGUUGUUUUCAUUAGAUGCCUCUUUGAUAACUGUAGAUGGUAGUUAGAGAUGUUAAUUGAUCAUAUAUUGUUUCUCUGGAAUGUUUGUUCUUAUAUUGA